Vitis riparia (riverbank grape) is the source of this 2437-nucleotide messenger RNA. Its product is annotated as GTPase Der. Lineage: Eukaryota; Viridiplantae; Streptophyta; Magnoliopsida; Vitales; Vitaceae. Gene Ontology annotation, molecular function: GTP binding. The transcript has 11 exons. Bases 276 to 2231 code for a protein of 651 amino acids. The record is from RefSeq and is a predicted model, not a curated record.
UUCCUCAAAAGCCCAGGCUCAAAUGCUCGUUCCUAGUCUCAAACACCCAUUGACGGCCGCAAUCGGAGAACAAAUCCAUUGUAAACCCUCUCAACCAAAUUCGUUGUCGAAUGGUUUCUCAUUCUCAUUUCAUCCAUUGAGUUGUUUCUGAUAAUUUCUUUCUAACUCGUUCAAGCUGAACUAGGUUUUGAGGGCAUGUCAAUAAUCCUCUGAGGCUCCUUCAAGUCCAGGUAACUUGUCAAGAUUCUCUUCAUAGGUGGGAGUGUUACUGGGUAAUGUAUCGCUCAUGGGCUCGAGCGCUUUCAGCCCCAGCAAGGUGUUGUGGUUGCAGGGCCACUCCUCUAAGCAAUCAUGUUCCCAAAUUUUACACAAGGAGAACCCCCUUUGCUGAUGCAAAGGUCGCAUUUGGGUCGUUAUUUGAUGUGUUGGGCAUAAAUGGAAUUGGAACUGCACCUCUGAGACCCAACUACUAUGGUUUAAUCACAUACUUGAAUUUUCCUUAUACGAUUAACUGUGGAUUUUGCACACUAUCUAGAUCAGCAGAAGAGAUAUUGUUGAAUCCAACUCAAUCUAAUGAUGUAAUUGGCAACUUAGAAGAUUCAAAUGUUGGUUUUGAUGAUGUUGCCCCUACUGAUGGGCCACAAAUCAAAGAUGGGAACAAAAAUUUGGUGGAGUUCACUAAAGUUGAUGUCAACCUGCUGCCUACUGUAAUUCUUGUAGGGCGCCCAAAUGUAGGCAAGUCAGCGCUGUUUAACCGUUUGAUUAGGAGAAGGGAGGCUCUUGUGUACAACACUCCUGAUGAUCACGUAACUCGAGACUUCCGGGAAGGGAUUGCCAAAUUGGGUGAUUUGCGAUUUAGGGUAUUGGAUUCGGCUGGCUUAGAAAUGGCGUCAACUUCAGGUUCUAUUCUUGGCAGAACUGCAGACAUGACUGCAAAUGUGCUAGCAAGGUCUCAAUUUGCAAUCUUCCUGAUAGACGUGAGAGCUGGACUUCAUCCCAUGGAUUUGGAGGUUGGAAAGUGGUUGCGUAGACAUGCACCUGGAAUCUGUACUAUCUUAGUGAUGAAUAAAUCUGAAUCACUUGAUGAUGGUGCCGGCUUGCUUGCUUCAGCUGCUGGUGAAGCUUAUGAAUUGGGGUUUGGGGAUCCUAUUGCUAUAUCUGCAGAGACUGGCCUUGGUAUGGCAGAACUUUAUGAAUCUCUUAGGCCUUUGCUUGAGGACUAUAUGCUCCAGGUCUUAGAUGAUAAAGGUAGUCAGGAAAAUAGCUCCUGUGAUGUUGAGGAGUCUAAGUUGCCGUUACAGUUAGCGAUUGUAGGGCGGCCCAAUGUUGGGAAGUCAACCUUACUGAACACAUUAUUGCAAGAAAAUCGUGUUCUGGUGGGGCCAGAAGCUGGUUUGACAAGAGAUUCAGUAAGAGCUCAGUUUCAAUUUCAAGGGCGAACUGUUUAUCUGGUUGACACUGCAGGUUGGUUGCAAAGGACAAAGCAGGAGAAAGGACCGGCAUCCUUGAGCGUUAUGCAAUCGAGAAAAAGUAUUAUGAGGGCUCAUGUAGUUGCUUUGGUCCUUGAUGCAGAAGAGAUUGCAAAUGCUAGAAGUAGUAUGAAGCAUGCUGAAGUAGUCAUAGCUAGACGAGCAGUGGAAGAAGGGCGUGGUUUAGUUGUAAUUGUGAACAAAAUGGACCUUCUAAGAGGGAGAAAGAAUUCUAAGUUAUAUGAGAAGGUCAUGGAAGCGGUUCCUGAAGAAAUUCAGAUGGUUAUACCCCAGGUUACAGGAAUACCAGUUGUAUUCAUUUCAGCAUUAGAGGGAAGGGGAAGAAUAUCUGUGAUGUGCCAGGUCAUUGAUACAUAUGAAAAAUGGUGUUUAAGAUUGUCAACUGCUCGUCUUAACCGUUGGUUGCGCAAGGUUAUGAGCAGGCAUUCUUGGAAAGAUCAGGCUGCACAACCCAAGAUCAAGUACUUCACCCAGGUGAAGGCUCGGCCCCCAACUUUUGUUGCCUUUAUGGGUGGGAAGACACAGCUCUCAAGUACAGACCUCAGGUUCUUGACAAAGUCUUUGAAGGAAGACUUUGAUUUGGGGGGUAUUCCCAUCCGAAUCAUGCAGCGGUCCAUUCCAAAGAAACUAGGGGGUACUGGCAAUACCAAAAGCACGUCAUCUGCUGGAAGAACCGCUGAAAGGGUCUCCUCUGACAAGAGAAGUGUCUUCACUUCUGAAAACGCCAAUGUAAUUACAUAGAAGGCAUUUUUGCGAAUAUGUUUUCGGCCAGUCCAUUAAGAUGCUGAGUUUGAACUCAUUACUCAUAAUCCUAUGGUCACAGUUAGGGACUGUUCUUAAGGUCUUUGUACUGUCCAAUACCCCGGUGUCCUAUGUAAGAACCAUGGGAAUGAAUGUAAUGAUAGCCAUGCCCUGUUAUUUAUAUAUGCCAUCUUCAUUGGAUGCUU